CGACGAGGCGGGAGCGCGCGGCUGAAAGCCGGGGACCGUGCUGCGGCGAUUAGUCCUCUCCCGGCCGCCGUCGCCUCCGACAUAUUGCCCGCAGGAGCUGCGGCGGCGAAACGGAGAGCGCCGGGGGGAGGAGAUGGGAGGACGAAGAGGUCCCAAUAGAACAUCUUACUGUCGAAAUCCACUCUGUGAGCCAGGAUCCUCAGGGGGCUCUGGUGGGGGCCACACUUCUAGUGCAUCAGUGACCAGUGUCCGUUCCCGCACCAGGAGCAGUUCUGGGACAGGCCUUGCCAGUCCUCCCCUGGCUACCCAGACAGUCGUGCCUCUGCAGCAUUGCAAGAUCCCUGAACUACCCGUCCAGGCCAGCAUUCUGUUUGAGUUACAGCUCUUCUUCUGCCAGCUCAUAGCCCUCUUCGUCCACUACAUCAACAUCUACAAGACAGUGUGGUGGUAUCCGCCUUCCCACCCACCCUCCCACACUUCCCUGAAUUUCCACCUGAUCGACUUCAACUUGCUGAUGGUGACCACCAUUGUUCUGGGCCGCCGCUUCAUUGGGUCCAUCGUGAAGGAGGCUUCUCAGAGGGGGAAAGUCUCCCUCUUUCGCUCCAUCCUGCUGUUCCUCACCCGCUUCACCAUUCUCACGGCAACAGGCUGGAGUCUGUGCCGAUCCCUCAUCCACCUCUUCAGGACCUACUCCUUCCUGAACCUCCUGUUCCUCUGCUAUCCGUUUGGGAUGUACAUUCCAUUCCUACAGCUGAACUGUGAUCUUCGCAAGACAAGCCUCUUCAGCCACAUGGCCUCCAUGGGGCCCCGGGAGGCAGUGAGCGGCCUGGCUCGGAGUCGGGACUACCUCCUGACACUGCGGGAGACAUGGAAGCAGCACACGCGACAGCUGUAUGGCCCAGAAGCCAUGCCCACCCAUGCCUGCUGCCUGUCACCCAGCCUCAUCCGCAGUGAAGUGGAGUUCCUCAAGAUGGAUUUCAACUGGCGUAUGAAGGAAGUGCUUGUCAGCUCCAUGCUGAGUGCCUAUUACGUGGCCUUUGUGCCUGUCUGGUUUGUGAAGAACACACAUUACUAUGACAAGCGUUGGUCCUGUGAGCUCUUCCUGCUGGUGUCCAUCAGUACCUCAGUGAUCCUCAUGCAGCACCUACUGCCUGCCAGCUACUGUGACCUGCUGCACAAGGCUGCUGCCCAUCUGGGCUGCUGGCAGAAGGUGGACCCAGCACUGUGCUCCAACGUGUUACAGCAUCCGUGGACCGAAGAAUGCAUGUGGCCACAGGGUGUGCUGGUGAAGCACAGCAAGAAUGUCUACAAAGCAGUAGGCCACUAUAAUGUGGCCAUCCCCUCUGAUGUCUCCCAUUUCCGGUUCCACACCAGAAAAAAUUUGAAAAAGUAAACAAGUCUGAAGAAAGGAUCCCUGGAGGUAUAAGAUGAACAGUAUCUUAAAUGAUUUAAAUAGAAGCAGCAGCAUUGUCAAAGGAAUACCACAAGCAAAGACAGAUGAGGUGGCAAAGUCUAUGCCCAAUACUACAAAGUCUUCCUCCCAGCCAAGUCUGCAUGGGGUCCCGAGAGCUUGUCACUUUCACUGGCCCAUGCAGAAUUCCCCCAUCCACGGUGGAGCACAUCUAGCCCAUGCCUAUCCUUCCUGGGCAGUUCUUUUUCAGCAAACCCCUGCGGAUCCUCAACAUCCUUCUGCUGCUAGAGGGCGCUGUCAUUGUCUACCAGCUGUACUCCUU
Molecule: messenger RNA, 1733 nt
Organism: Fukomys damarensis (Damara mole-rat)
Lineage: Eukaryota; Metazoa; Chordata; Mammalia; Rodentia; Bathyergidae
Gene: Tmem39b
Product: transmembrane protein 39B
Exons: 9
Coding region: 134-1393 (419 amino acids)
Cellular component (GO): membrane
Source: RefSeq, a predicted model, not a curated record